AUGUCGGAUCACGAGAACACCGCUGAAAACGCCUCCGAGUUCCAAUACAAGCAACCACCACAAAAGACGAUCGACGAGCUUCUCAGCGCUGACAAGGAGGACGAAUCGUUGAAAGUCUACAAAGAGAAACUUCUCGGACAAGGAACCGUCAUCGUCGACGAGAAGAACCCAUCCCGUGUGAUUGUUCGCUCCGUCGAGUUGCUAUUCGAUGGAAAGGAUUCCCAAUCGUUUGACUUGUCGGACCCAAAGAAGCUACUCAACUCGGACUUAUCUGUCAACAUCAAGGAGGGAUCCAACUAUCGCCUCAGUUUCUCCUUCCAUGUGCAACGAGAGAUUGCCUCGGGACUUCACUACAAGCAUAAGGUGAAACGUUCGGGAAUUACCGUUGAGAACGAGAAGUACAUGAUGGGAAGCUACGCUCCAAAACUCGAAAUCCAGCAAUACAAAUCUCCAAACGAAGAGGCUCCGUCGGGAAUGAUGCAUCGUGGAAAGUACAAGGUUCACUCCAAGAUCACCGACGACGACAACAACGUCUACCUUGACUGGCAAUGGACGCUCCACAUCACCAAGGAGUAA
Molecule: messenger RNA, 576 nt
Organism: Caenorhabditis remanei
Lineage: Eukaryota; Metazoa; Nematoda; Chromadorea; Rhabditida; Rhabditidae
Exons: 4
Coding region: 1-576 (191 amino acids)
Biological process (GO): Rho protein signal transduction
Cellular component (GO): cytoplasm; membrane; cytosol
Molecular function (GO): protein binding; Rho GDP-dissociation inhibitor activity
Source: RefSeq, a predicted model, not a curated record